Molecule: messenger RNA, 768 nt
Organism: Spinacia oleracea (spinach)
Lineage: Eukaryota; Viridiplantae; Streptophyta; Magnoliopsida; Caryophyllales; Amaranthaceae
Exons: 1
Coding region: 1-768 (255 amino acids)
Molecular function (GO): nucleic acid binding; RNA-DNA hybrid ribonuclease activity
Source: RefSeq, a predicted model, not a curated record
AUGCCCCACUCUACCCAAGCAGCAUACGACCAAUGGCUCCACCCUAAUCGGGGGGUAUUUUUCAAAAAGGUUUGGAAAGCAAGCUUUUUCAUUAUACUAUGGACUCUUUGGAGGGAGAGAAACAAUCGUUGCUUUAAAAACAUCUCCUGCCCUACCUCUCACCUCCAAGACCUUGUCCUGUUGCGAAUCACUGGGUGGAUUAAAGGGUGGGGAGACGAAUUCCCCUACAGCUCAAAUGACAUCAUCAGACAUCCAUUAUGCCUCAAAUGGGAAUCUGGUAGCUCAAAGUCUCAACAGGCUUCACGCAUAAUCCAAAAACAACUAUGGGCUCCUCCUCCCUCAUCCCUUUACAAAUGGAACGUUGAUGCUUCCUUGAAAUUCAGUGAAGACAAAUCAGCUAUAGGUGGUGUCCUGAGGAAUCACCAUGGGGAAUUUGUGUGCCUCUUCUCCCGUCCAAUUCCUUUCAUGGAGAUUAACCAUGCUGAGAUCUUUGCGAUCUACAUAGCACUAAAAAUAUCACAGGGAAUCAAAAGAAUUUAUCAUGGAAAGUUCAUAGAAGAAUCAGAUUCGGCAAAUGAUGUAAGCUGGUGCAAUGGGGGUAACAACGACCCAUGGAACCUGAACUUUAUCAUCAACUUCAUCAGACAUGCCAUGAAGAACGGACAAGGGGUUGACAUUUUUUACAGGAGCCGAGAGACAAUUGUGGUAGCCGACUCAUUGGCAAAACGAGGGCUCACUAGACAGGACGAGUUCAUAGCAUGGUGUUAA